Molecule: messenger RNA, 3015 nt
Organism: Parnassius mnemosyne (clouded apollo)
Lineage: Eukaryota; Metazoa; Arthropoda; Insecta; Lepidoptera; Papilionidae
Source: the annotation of a GenBank genome assembly
AUGAAACGCAGAAUAUCGUGCGCAGCACCAGUACGCCGAGAAUGGGUCGUCGAGCAGUAUAUCAAAACAAAAGAGGAAUACCAACAACAAGUAAAGAACGCACAGACCGCCAGCUGGAAGGAUUUCUGCAGCAAACAAGAUCGCGAAUCUAUGUGGGACGGGAUUUACAGGGUAAUAGGCCGCACAACUCAGAGACACGAAGAUAUCCCUCUUGUAAGAGAGGGGAAGACUCUGGACAACGCAGAAUCAGCAAGAUUCUUGGCGGAGACCUUCUACCCGGACGACAACACCCAGGAGGAUGACGCGGAACACAGGCUUAUCAGAAAGGAAGCUGAAUCAGUGAACGUAGGGUCACUUGAUGACUCAAGUGACCCACCUUUUACGGUAGAGGAGCUUAUGUGGGCCGCGUCCAGCUUUAAUCCCAAAAAAGCUCCAGGGAAUGAUGGUCUCACAGCCGAUAUCUGCGCAGCGGCCAUUGCCCUGGACCCGCCACUGUUUUUGGCACUAGCCAAUAAGUGUCUGGAGCUGGCUCAUUUCCCUAACAAAUGGAAGGAGGCGAAAGUAGUAGUGUUGCGAAAGCCUGGUAAAGAGGACUACACGCACCCCAAGUCCUACAGGCCGAUUGGGCUACUGCCUGUUCUAGGGAAAGUCCUAGAGAAAAUGAUGGUGCGGAGAAUCAAGUGGCACAUCGUACCCAAAUUAAGCAAAAAGCAAUAUGGUUUUAUGCCACAGCGCAGCACCGAGGACUCCCUCUAUGACAUGAUACAGCUUAUAAAAGCUAACAUCAAUGAUAAAAAAUUGAUUGUAUUAGUAUCACUUGACAUAGAGGGAGCCUUCGAUAACGCCUGGUGGCCAGCUGUACGAUGUGCACUUACAAGAUCCGGAUGCCCCAUAAACAUCAGACGAUUAGUGGACAGCUACCUGAACGAUAGAUCUGUAAGCAUUAAAUAUUCAGGGGCGGAAUGGGGCAAAACGACCACGAAGGGGUGCGUGCAGGGCUCGAUAGGCGGUCCACUUUUCUGGAAUCUUCUGUUGGAUCCACUCCUGAAACAGCUAACGGAUAGAGGGGAGUACUGCCAGGCUUUCGCAGACGACGUGGUCCUGAUAUUCUCCGGAGACAAGGGUUUGGAAGUGCAGGAGAAAGUCAAUGCAGCCCUCGCACAUAUUCGGAGGUGGGGAGUCAAAAACAAACUAACAUUUGCACCUCAGAAAACCAAAGCAAUGGUUAUUACAAAGAAGAUCAAAUUUGACUCGCCACUUUUGAAUAUGGGUGGGGAAAGCAUUGCUAUAUCAAAAGAAAUAAAAAUACUCGGCCUCACAGUCGAUGACAAGCUGACCUUCAACACGCACGUGAAGAAUGUGUGCUGCAAGGCUCAAAAUGUAUAUCGUCAGCUGUGUAGAGCCGCAAAGGUUCAUUGGGGCCUAAACUCCGAGAUUAUUAGGACCAUCUACAUCGCAGUAGUGGAGCCAAUCAUUAUGUAUGCGGCAAGCGCGUGGUCGCCGGCGACAAAUAAAAAGCUUAUCAAAAAACAGUUCGAUGCGGUACAACGCGGGUUCGUACAGAAAAUAAUCAAAUCAUAUAAAACUGUAUCUCUGCACUCGGCCCUACUACUCGCCGGGCUGCUUCCCUUGGACCUGAGGGUCCGGGAAGCAGCCUUGCUUUAUGAAGUAAAGAAAGGUUACUCCCGGCGAGUGGUGGGGGACAGAGAAAUGGAGAAAAAAGUAGAGUUUGUUCUCAGCAAUUCGUGUACUGAAGCCGUUACUAGUCAAAAUCUAAGUCAAGAGGUUGUAAUAACUGAAGAUCUAGCAAAUAUUACUGACGAGGUAUUCGAGGAAGCUCAAUCUGAAUCCAGUUCUAACUUCAAUGACGAAUACCUUUUAAAAGUUAUUGAACACACUGAUUUAAUACAAAAAACUCUAGACAGUAGUAGAAGUGUCACACGCUUAAACAAGGAAAGUAUUAAAAAGUCUCUGGAAGAAAUUAAGCGCAGCACACAGCAGUUACAUAACCAAGUUAAAAAUAUUUUGCGACAUUCAACGUUAUCGACUGAAAAGAAAACCGCUUCUAUAAUCAGAAAUACGAUCAAGGAAGAGUUCGAAAAGAUUGCGUUAAAGCCUCAGCAAUUCGCCGCUCCACCACUGCUAGAACCACUUCGUCCAGAUAUCACCCCGGCGCCAAUUCAAAGUUACGCCACUGUUGUUAAGACUAUAAAGGCAACUGAGAAACCCUCUAUUCCGAUAACAAAACCAGCUUUAAUAGUAACCUCUAAACAACCAGUGUCUUCAUCACAGGAGACGGUCCACGCGUGGAGAAAAAGCGUUCAUUUCAAAAAGCUUACAUUCACUCCCGCUGACGUAAAAGGAGUCUCUAACCAUAAACUUCGAGUAGAAUUCGACAAACAGGAGCAAAGAGACGAGAUUUUAGAAACAAUAAAUCGGCCAGACAGCCUGGUUUGCGCGGAAAUAGCGAAAAAACUCAAGCCUAUGGUCAUACUUAAGGGCAUUUUCAAAGAUACACCCGUAACUGAGCUUGUUGAUAUUAUCAUCAAUCAAAACACUAAAAUCAAAGAUAUUAUUACAUCACCCGAAGACAUAACAUAUAAGUUUAUGCGCAACAACAAAAACCAGAAACUCUAUAACGCUGUAUUUAUGGUUGCUCCCCAUAUCUGGAGAGUAAUCAUAGAAAUACAAAAAGUUGAUAUAGACCACCAACGUGUACACGCAGAAGAUUUUCCAGCAUUUCUUCAGUGUUAUAAAUGCAUGCAAUCUGGACACACCAAAAAGCACUGCACUGAAGAGGAAACAAACUGUUCCCACUGCUCCUCCAAUUCACACACAUACAAAGACUGCCCGGUAAAAAAAGAUCUAAAUAAAAUAAACUGCUACAACUGUACAUUACACGCUAAAAAAUACAACUUAAAUUUAAAUACCAAUCAUAGCGCUACGUCACUAUACUGCCCUCGUGUCCAUAAACAGAUUGAAACCUGCAAAAAUAAAACCGACUAUGGAUACUAA